AUGAGGCUCAUUGGCUGGAAUUGUCAGGGGCUGGGGAGACCCUCGACAAUUCGUGCUCUGAAUAAUCUCCUCAAGGCUGAGAAUCCAGAAAUUCUCUUUAUCAUGGAGACAAAAAGCAAGGAAGCUGUUAUCGAUAAAGUUAGAAGAAGGGGUAAUUUUCAGAACUACAUUACAGUGGACCCUGUAGGGGCUUCAGGAGGUUUGGCGCUUCUGUGGAAGGAAAAUGUGAACUUGUCGGUUAUUGUGGCUGAAACAAACUUUAUUGAUGUGGAGGUAAAUGGUCCACAUGCCCCUCCUUUCUACCUCACCUGUGUCUAUGGAGACCCAGUCCGUCAUAGAAGGAGAGCAGUGUGGGAUAAAAUUACGGCUUUAAACCAUCAUAGAAGCCGCUGGUUAUGUUUUGGGGAUUUUAAUUCCUAUCUUUCUUGGCAUGAGAAAGAGGGGGGUGCUAGGGGUGCCUCCCACGAUGGUGAGAUCUUCAGGGACUUUCUUCACAGCUGUGAAUUCUUCGACCUAGGCUUUAAUGGUUCCAUUUUUACAUGGAAUAAUAAAAGAAAGGGGGAUGCUAAUAUUAGAAUAAGGCUCGACCGAGCCCUUUGCAAUGCGGCCUGGAGACAAUCCUUUGAGGAUACUGCUGUGUUUAUUAAGCCUGCUGUUUGCUCCGACCACUGCCCUAUUAUGGUGGACACUGAAGGAGGAAGGACUAGGGGGAAAAGGCCUUUCAGAUUUGAGUCCAUGUGGACCAUGCAUGAGGAUUGUAAAAAUGUGGCGCAAAAAGCUUGGUCUAUUCCUGUUACGGGACAAGCCUCUAAGCAAACAUUGUUGAAGAUUGCUCAUUGUCAAGAGAUGUUUAGAAAGUGGAAUGUGGAGGUUUUUGGGAAUAUUCACGAGAGCAUUAAGGCUUUGAAAACUGAAUUGGCUCAUGUUCAGGGUUUACUGAGCUCCUUAUACUCUCAAGAGAAAGAAACCGAGCUUCAAAAACUGCUUGACACUCAAUUAGAGAGGGAAGAGGAAAUGUGGCGCCAGAAAUCGAGGGCGGAUUGGCUCAAAGGUCAUAUCCCUAAGGAGUUAAAUAAGACUUUUAUUUGCCUCAUUCCUAAGGUAAAAGCUCCUGAGAGUGCAGACCAAUUCCGGCCUAUUAGCUUGUGCAACAUCGCCUUCAAAGUCAUCACCAAGGUUAUUGCUGACCGCCUGAGUGGGGUCUUGGACCAGUUGAUUUCGCCUUCCCGGUCUGCUUUUGUUCCUGGCAGGUUAAUCUCUGAUAAUAUUAUGGUGGCGCAUGAGUUAUUUCACUACAUUAAGAAGCAGAAAAAAGGGAAAGAGAAAUACCUGGCUCUGAAAUUAGACAUGAGGAAGGCCUAUGACAGGUUGGAAUGGAGUUUCAUUGAAGGUAUGCUUCUUAAGUUGGGUUUCAGUAGAAAUUGGGUGCAACUUGUUAUGACCUGUAUCACUUCAGUUUCUUAUAGUCUUCUUGUUAAUGGGUGUAUUAAGGGGGAUAUUUCCCCAUCUAGGGGAAUCCGCCAGGGGGAUCCAAUCUCGCCUUCCAUUUUUAUUCUCUGUUCUCAAGCGCUUACAGCUAUUAUUAAGAAGGCUGAAAUGGAGGGUAAUCUCAAAGGGGUGAAAGUUCGUCACAGAGGCGAACCCAUCACCCACCUCUUGUUUGCUGACGACUGUUUACUUUUUGCUAAAGUUGACUUACAGGAGGUUAACUCUCUAAAGGACUGCUUGGAUCUCUACUGUAGUGCUACAGGUCAAGCCAUUAAUUUUCAUAAAUCCAGCCUUAUGUUUAGUCCAAAUACUCAUGAAAGAAUAAAGAGAUGGUUUGCUAGAAUUCUUAAGGUGAAGCAUGGCGAUGGACCAUCAAAGUAUUUGGGAUUACCUACACACUUUGGGGUAACCAAAAAAGAGGUCUUUGAUGAUAUCAAGGAAAGGACUCUUAGUAAACUCCAAGGCUGGAAAGGGAAGUUAUUGUCUCAUGUUGGAAAAGAAGUGCUACUUAAAGCAGCAGUAGCUCCUAUGGCUAACUAUGCCAGUUCUCAUUUCAAGCUUCCUUCGUCCUUUCAUGACUCAGUGAAAAAGGCUUCUGCUAGAUUUUUUUGGGGUGACUCUGAUGAGAAGCAGCGAAUUCAUUGGAUGUCUUGGCAGAGGUUGUGUAGACCUAAAUCGAGAGGUGGUUUGGGCUUCAAGGAUUCUAAGCUUCAGAAUCGUGCUUUGCUUGCAAAAGCUGCUUGGAGGUUGUGGUCUUCUCCGGACAGCCAUUGGGCUAAGUUUUUGAAAUCUAUUUACUUUCCUCGUAGUGACUUUCUGGAAGCUAAAGAAGGAAAUCGCCCUUCUUGGGGUUGGAGGAGUCUUCUUGUAGGCCGUGAGGUUCUCCUAGAAGGUCUGAUAUGGAGAGUUGGGGACGGUUCCAAAAUAAAAAUUUGGGAAGAUAGGUGGGUUCCAACCUUACCAGGUGGCAAGCUUCAAUUUCAAAAAUCGGAGGAUUGCAAUUUAUUGUAUGUGGUGGAUCUUAUCGACCAUUCAAAUAGGAGAUGGAACCUUGAUUUAUUACAAGCUGUGUUGCACCCUUCAGAUCUAGCUGCAGUGUCUAAAAUUUCUUUGAGUCACUUUGGUGGAGAAGACAAGAGAUUUUGGGGAGCUUCUAGAGAUGGUCGAUUUUCAGUCAAGUCGGCUUAUAAAAUGCUUGCUAGGAAGGAGGAGGAGAACCUUGCUGCGAGGGCUUCCACGUCUAGAAGCCAUAAAUGGGAUCAUAUCCCUGAUGUAGUUUGGAAUAGAAUCUGGUCUAUUCAAUCCCUUCCUAAAAUCAAAGCUUUGUUGUGGCGCUCUUGUAAUGAAGCUUUGGCUACUGGAGCGGGGCUUCAAGCUCGUCAUGUGAACAUCGAUCCAAGCUGUUCUAAAUGUGGUUUUCAGCCUGAAAAUGGUGACCAUAUUCUCUUCGAUUGUCCCUUUGCUCGAAAUGUUUGGUUCGGUAGUCCUCUUCAAUUCUCUCCUCCUGAAAGGCCGAGCUUGGUGGAUUGGAUUCAUAGCUGGAAUGUUUGGUUCAAGCAGGAUAAAAAGAUGGCUCGAGAAGCUAUCUCUAGGGCUUCUUUCAUUUGUUGGUACCUUUGGCGUGCCCGAAAUGAGCAGGUGUUUAAUGGCAAGACCUGGGAUCCAUCGGAUGUGCUUCAAAUGGCUGACAAAGCUUUCGUGGAGUUUUCUAAUGCUGUCCGAUUUUCAGGGGGUGCUUCAAACUCCUCUUCGGUUGGCUUGGGGAACGAUAGUUCUCAUCGUUGUUCUUUUUGGACUCCCCUACCGAUGGGCUCGGUUAAAGCAAAUUGUGAUGCGGCUUUCACUGCUGAGACGAGUAGGGGAGGACUGGGAAUUAUUUUUAGAGACCAUUCUGGUGCUUUGGUUAAGGCUCGCUCCAUCCCUCUUGUUCUUGGUUCGAUCAUCCAGGGAGAACUGUUGGCAAUUCGUGAUGCUCUACUUCUGGCUUUAGAGCUGGGAUAUGAUAAUCUUGUGGUGGAAUCGGAUAGCUUGGAUGCUAUUCUUUUUGUUGAGGGGUCAAAGUCCCCAGGGUGGGAAGUGGAGGACUUAGUAGUGGACGUGACUACGCUAAGGACUUCUUUUCCCUCUAUUAUCUUCUCUUUUGUUCCUAGGGCUAUGAACUGUGUCUCGGAUGCUCUAGCAAGGAAGGCGCUGUCUAUUGGGUACAUGACAGAUUGGCCAAACUCCAUUCAGUGGCUUCAGGACCUUUGUGUGAUUGAUGCCACUGGUUGUACUCACCCCUCUCAUCAAUAA
This is a messenger RNA of Telopea speciosissima, 3780 nucleotides long. RefSeq lists its product as uncharacterized. The transcript is spliced from 2 exons. Gene Ontology annotation, molecular function: nucleic acid binding; RNA-DNA hybrid ribonuclease activity. Lineage: Eukaryota; Viridiplantae; Streptophyta; Magnoliopsida; Proteales; Proteaceae. The coding region runs from base 1 to 3780 and encodes 1259 amino acids. The record is from RefSeq and is a predicted model, not a curated record.